Setaria italica (foxtail millet) is the source of this 1302-nucleotide messenger RNA. RefSeq names its product peroxygenase. The transcript is spliced from 7 exons. Gene Ontology annotation, molecular function: calcium ion binding; monooxygenase activity. The coding region runs from base 274 to 993 and encodes 239 amino acids. NCBI's taxonomy places the organism in Eukaryota, Viridiplantae, Streptophyta, Magnoliopsida, Poales, Poaceae. The record is from RefSeq and is a predicted model, not a curated record.
GUCCUGACCGCGUGAGUCGCCCGUGGUUUUGCCUUGCCUUCCCUUCCCUUCCCUUGCCGCCGCCCCCGCACCCGCAGGGCUUUAAAAGGAAGCGGAGCGCACGUCGAGGCAUCAUCGGUUACACGCAUGACUCUGCAACUCGUGUCGAGCCUUCCCGCACGGUGCUCCCGUCUCGCCGUUCCCCACCUCCGAAGGUACCGGAUCCUCCAUUCCUGCCCUGCGCAGCGCACCCGCGCGUCGUAACGGUCCUGCAAGUUGAGCCCGCGAGUGAGCAUGUCGUCGUCGUCGUUCUCGUCGCCGCCGGAGGACCAGUCCCAGGAGACGGAGGCGCCCCACGCGCCCGUCACCCGGGAGCGGAGGCUCAACCCCGACCUGCAGCAGCAGCUCCCCAAGCCAUAUCUCGCGCGGGCUCUCGAGGCGGUGGACCCGAGCCACCCGCAGGGGACCAAGGGGCGCGACUCCCGCGGCCUGAGCGUGCUUCAGCAGCACGCGGCCUUCUUCGACCGCAAUGGCGACGGCAUCAUCUACCCCUGGGAGACGUUUCAAGGUCUCCGAGCAAUAGGGUGUGGACUCCCUGUAUCAGUCGUGGGCUCUAUACUGAUCAACCUCGUCCUGAGUUAUCCCACUCAGCCGGGAUGGUUACCGUCACCUUUGUUCUCCAUCCAUAUAAAGAACAUCCACAAGGGUAAGCACGGGAGCGAUUCUGAAGCCUAUGAUACUGAAGGGAGGUUUGAUCCAUCAAAGUUCGAUGCUAUAUUUAGCAAGUAUGGUCGAACUCAUCCGAAUGCUUUGACAAAAGACGAGCUGAACUCGAUGCUUGAGGGAAACCGCAAUAUGUAUGAUUUCCUUGGCUGGGCCACCGCCGCCGGUGAAUGGCUGUUACUCUACAGCGUAGCAAAGGACAAGGAUGGCCUGUUGCAGCGAGAGACUGUCCGGGGCGCCUUCGAUGGAAGCCUAUUUGAGCGACUGCAAGACAACAAGAAAUCCUCCUGAAUUCGCCCAAGGAUAGAUUGUCCCGCUCAACAGAAGGGCUGAUAAUACAAAACUGGAAGUUUGCCAUUAGGCUGUAUUUGAAUAAGAAACGUUAAUGCAUUACAGAAAACAAGCGAAACCUUUAUCGUGCAAAAUCAUUACUAUCUUGUGUAUUUGGACUUUGUGUUUUCUAAACUCUCUUGAGUUAUCCCUCCCUCUUGUCUCAGAAAAGUAGUGCAUUCUUUUCAAUGUUCAUGCUGGAACUGUAUAAAAUUAUGAAAACUUGUGUUUUAAACUAUGUAAUCGGAAAAGGAAAUCAGGUUGAUCGUG